CUAAAGAACUUCACCCUUACUACAAUCAGCAUACGGCUCUAUUCUUCUCUGUUCCAAGAUUCAUAGCUUUCUGGGUUUUCGAUAGUUGAAGAGAAUGCAGCGAUUGUUGGGUAUUAGAACCCUAUUUCGAAAGAAGCCGCAAUAUGCUGCUGCUGCUUUCUCUACUUCUUUACUCUUCGAUGAAACCCAGUUACAGUUCAAAGAAAGUGUUGCUCAGUUUUCUCAAGAAAACAUAGCUCCUCAUGCAGCCAAAAUAGAUCAUACGAAUUACUUUCCCAAGGAGGUUAAUUUGUGGGAAAAAAUGGGGGAAUUUAAUCUUCAUGGGAUUACUGCUCCAGAGGAAUAUGGUGGUCUUGGACUUGGGUAUUUAUAUCACUGUAUUGCCAUGGAAGAAAUUAGCCGAGCUUCGGGAUCAGUUGGGCUUUCUUAUGGUGCCCAUUCUAAUCUAUGCAUCAAUCAAUUGGUCAGGAAUGGAAACUCUGCCCAGAAGCAAAAAUACCUGCCAAAGCUUAUAAGUGGGGAGCAUAUUGGAGCUCUUGCAAUGAGUGAACCGAAUGCUGGAUCUGAUGUUGUUAGUAUGAAAUGCAAAGCUGAUCGAGUAGACGGAGGCUAUGUUUUGAAUGGAAACAAGAUGUGGUGCACCAAUGGUCCAGUUGCCCAAACUUUGAUUGUUUAUGCGAAAACGAAUGUUUCUGCUGGCUCUAAAGGGAUAACUGCAUUCAUCAUCGAAAAAGGGAUGCCCGGAUUUAGUACGGCUCAGAAAUUGGAUAAACUUGGUAUGCGAGGAAGCGACACAUGUGAACUCGUGUUUGAGAAUUGUUUUGUUCCCGAAGAGAAUGUUCUUGAUCGGGAAGGGAAAGGAGUUUAUGUUAUGAUGUCGGGUCUUGAUUUAGAGAGGCUGGUGUUGUCGGGAGGACCCCUCGGAAUCAUGCAAUCAUGUCUCGAUGAGGUUCUUCCCUAUGUUCGACAAAGGGAACAAUUCGGACGUCCAAUUGGGGAAUUUCAGUUUAUACAGGGAAAAGUUGCUGAUAUGUAUACUUCUCUACAGUCUUCCAGAGCUUACGUCUAUUCUGUGGCGAGGGACUGUGAUAACGGGAAAGUUGAUCCAAAGGAUUGUGCCGGAGUUAUACUAUGCGCUGCAGAAAGGGCAACCCAAGUUGCUCUUCAGGCUAUUCAAUGUCUUGGUGGGAACGGUUAUGUUAACGAGUAUUCAACGGGGCGACUUUUACGUGAUGCAAAACUAUACGAGAUUGGGGCAGGGACAAGUGAAAUCCGGCGUAUGAUCAUCGGACGAGAGCUCUUCAAAGAUCAAUAGACAACCAUUCAAGUGUUUCGAUUU
Impatiens glandulifera is the source of this 1339-nucleotide messenger RNA. RefSeq names its product isovaleryl-CoA dehydrogenase, mitochondrial. The record is from RefSeq and is a predicted model, not a curated record. Gene Ontology annotation, molecular function: 3-methylbutanoyl-CoA dehydrogenase activity; flavin adenine dinucleotide binding. NCBI's taxonomy places the organism in Eukaryota, Viridiplantae, Streptophyta, Magnoliopsida, Ericales, Balsaminaceae. Bases 95 to 1315 code for a protein of 406 amino acids. Gene Ontology annotation, biological process: L-leucine catabolic process. The transcript has 15 exons. Gene Ontology annotation, cellular component: mitochondrion.